Messenger RNA from Cottoperca gobio, 7204 nucleotides. It is a transcript of the gene lrrc9, whose product is annotated as leucine rich repeat containing 9. NCBI's taxonomy places the organism in Eukaryota, Metazoa, Chordata, Actinopteri, Perciformes, Bovichtidae. The transcript has 33 exons. The coding region runs from base 1257 to 5762 and encodes 1501 amino acids. The record is from RefSeq and is a predicted model, not a curated record. Gene Ontology annotation, molecular function: protein binding.
UCCCAAACAGGCCGUUCCUCUCAUAGUCAUCUCCAAACCACCUCCCAUCCGAGCCUAGCUCCUCACCGGGCUGAGCAGACAUGCUUUUUUUUCUCUGUUGUCGGACAGAAGAUAUACUAGCUAAAAAAGCUGCUUCUUCUUCGACCGUAUGCCGGGGCUGUUACUGUAAAUGAGCGGUGGUAAACCUUUGCGCUAGAAUGGCUGACGGAGACAAUCACACAACAAUGCAGCUCUUAGCUGGCUGGCGUUUGUCAACUGAGUGAGCCUGCCUUGGGUUUGUAGACGCCACAGAUGAGACGGUGCGGUCGGUCGGGGAGCAAAGAGGAGAGGAGUGAGGUUGAUUGUUUUAGUUCACUGCUCCAACGGUGACGUCAUGGUGUCCGCGAGGCUUCAGGGUUGGCACUUUAUUUGGGGCAGUCAAAUAUAAUAAAGGGCAUUUUCGACGUGUAAAAUGAAGUUAAGUGUUUGACAUUAACGGAGUGAAUGACAGCAAAAUGAUGCUUGGUGUUGUGAAACAGGCUACAGUGACUCUAUGUGAAGAUAAGUCAGUGAAAUUAGACGCAUGGUCCAGAGGGAGCAUAUUAAGAAAGAUAGCGGCAUUUCCAGGUCAAUUAUACGAACUGAAGAUGUAAGAAGAAUAGCUAGAAUUUCAAGUACAAUGUUUUAUAAAAGUGUACCUAAAAGAGAAAAAAAGUGUUUUUAUGAUUUUGUAAAAAUGGGUUAUGUUAUGUUGCCGUGUGACGCCCUCAUGUGGAAGCUCAAAAUAUGAUCAGGACAAGCAAAAGUUUCAACAUGGCUCCUUAGCAACCAGACGCUCCUGCCUGGACACAGACUGAUGCCAAACAUUGCUGAUGGCCCACAGAGUUUAUUUUUUCGCAGAAGUCCCCCUGGUAUUAUGUAAUUCGUUGUCGGCAAAUAGUGUUAAUUUGAUCUAACAUGCAAGGUUGAAUUUGACAUAAUAAUUUAUGUUAAUACUGGCAUUUACGGCAUCUACUGACGUGAGUUAACAGUGCCUGUCGUUAGUUAGCUGGUACGUUAGCAUAACUAUAAAGGCUAGCGAAGUUAGCAUGAAUGUGUGGUUGCCUACGAACCUCCAUUAUUUGUUACCAUACUUACCCUAUCUAGCAGCCUAAUGGUCAUAGCGUUUUCCUGUUGUCUCUAAAAUAGACUAUUAGAAUAAGGCAGGAUAUAUGCAUUAUAACGGAAAACUUUACUUAACGUUAUCUCAGUUGCAGUAGACUAAAGGCAGAAGAGUUAUGAUACAGAGUGAGAAACAAAAGCACCGAGGUGACGAGGAGGUGGUCAAAGAAUUGUGCAUGGCCAAUGGAGUCUCCUAUGAAAAAAUUGCACAAGAAGGAAGCAACGUCAGGUCCCUGGAGAUCUUCUUCUCUGGUUUUCCUUGCAUGGUUGGACUUUCCUUCUUCCCAAGGCUCUGCCAUCUGACCAUAGUAGCCCAAGAUAUAAAACACAUUGAAGGACUUGAGUGCUGUCCUCUGCUUCGGGAGCUCUGGAUAGUCCAGUGCUAUCUGACAGGAAUAUCCGGACUACAGAAUUGCCUACAACUAGAGAAACUCUACAUUUAUGAUAAUCACAUCUGUGAAAUAAAUAAUUUAGAAUUACAGAUCAACCUAGAGGUUUUGUGGCUUAACAACAACUGCAUAACUCAGAUACAGGGCUUGGACACACUUCAAAACCUCAAAGAACUUAACCUUGCUGACAACGAUAUUGAAAAGAUUGGGCAUAGCCUUGAUCCUAAUGUCAGCCUUCAGAAUCUUAAUCUAUCCGGGAACAAGAUCCGCUCCUUUAAGGAGCUGACCCUGCUUUGUCGCUUACCCCAUCUGAGAGAACUAGCACUGAAGGACCCCAUGUCAACCCCAAACCCAGUGUGUCUGCUGUGUAACUACGAAACACACGUUCUUUACCACAUGCCAGGCCUCCAGCUACUUGACACCUGUGACGUCUCGAGCAAGCAAAUCAAGGAAGCAGCUGAGUCCACAGUAAUGAAGAAAAUGAUGUACUACAACAUGCGUGUACGUACUACUCAGAGGAAGCUGGCCGAGAUCCGGCUCAGUCUGAUGGAGAGGAAGAAAACUAUGUUACAGUUACCUGAAGAAUGCAUCAGAGCACUCAAUCACGCCCUCAAGAGUCUUGAACGGGAGGUGCCGGCUAGUUGUAAGAAGUCUUCCUGCACGUUGGAGGACGGAUCGACCCACCUGGUUGAAGGUUCAUCCGACAGAAGUGACCUAACCACUGACAUCAAUCGCGAUCCCGCCAUGGAACACAAAAUACUCAGCAAGAUUGAAUCACUGAGGGAAAGACUGGAGCUAUGGACGAGGAGGCUGGAUGAGAUUGAAGCCUGGUAUGAGCGGGAUUUGACACGAGCCACAAACACGAUGGAAUAUACUGUCCAGUUUCUGUUGAUGGAGCUAGAAAGUGUUGGAAAUAUUCGUUUGGAAGUGGGCUGCUCCACAGACCCUUGGUUUACUUCCUGUUGCGACCUCCUGCAUUCCCGCUUCUCUCACUCAGACUUUAAGGUUCACAGCAUCGCCGGCAUUAAGAUCAAUAGACUUAUCCGCAUCCACAACAGUGCUUUGAGGCUUCGCUUUGAGGACAAACUUCACACCCUUCUAGCCAGCGAAGAGUCCACUCUCUCUUUACAGAAUUACAAACGUCGGCUGGAGCACUUGUUCUACGCAGCUGACCCUGAAAGAAAUAGUGAGAAAGAAGACAUUUUGUGCAUUCUAGAGGAAGGCUUCAGAACUGCUGCAGAACAACACACGGCCUUGCAAAGAGAGGGUGCUAUACCUUUAUCGAACAGUCUGAGUGUGACUGAACAGCCCAGAAUUGAACACAUACUGCGCCAGGCCAGCCAAGGCAAUUCAAAGCACAAUGCGGACACGAUCCCCUUCAGGCACGGUCAGAUUAUUGUUUCCAAAGUGUUUGUGGGUCACAGCACGCCUAUCCGAGAGGGAGACCCGUUGGACAGAAGCAGACAUCCCAGAGUUUUUUCUGUGUAUCGCAAUGUGGACACUAAACACAGAACUGCAAUCAGUGACGAGAGACUCCGCUCCACUAAAACACACCCUGGUCCUGAGUGCAGUCCCAGACGAAGACAGUGGUUUGUGUUCGACCACGAGCUUAUCCUGCCCGAGUACAUCAUUUACUUUGAAUAUAUCAGCGAGGAUCAAGAACACCCACACAGCACAGGCAGUGAUGAUACUCCGUCCAACGAUAUCAUCCUAGACAGGGAAGUCCUCAACAUGGAACCUGUGCUGCCACCACAGCCCAAGUUGUUGAGCUUGGAUGACAAAAUUCUGCUUAACGUGGCCAGAGCCAAUGUUCUCAGUCAAAUCACUGUGCUGAAUCUUCAUGGCAACAGUCUGAGUAAAAUAAAAGAGAUUUCCCGCCUCACAGCUCUACGGCAUCUCACCAUCAGCUUCAAUGAGUUCACACACCUGGAUGACAUUUCUCACAUGCCCAAUCUUGAGUUUUUGGACGCUAGCUACAAUCACCUUGUCACCCUAGAAGGGCUGAGGAGGUUGGGACAGCUCAAACAGGUCGACCUGCGCUGGAACAAGUUGACCAAGGUGAGAGAGGAAACGGCUGUGCUGAGGAAACACACACCUGCUCUGCUGAAGCUUGACACCCGAUACAACCCCUGGAACAGGUCCGAAGCAGUGAGAAUGACCAUACUGGGCCGUCUAACGACCCUCACACACCUGGACGAUAUGAUGGUCACAGAGGAGGAGGCUGCUUAUGCUGUUCAGAUGGCUGCUGGAUCGAAAAUUACCCAGGCAUCUCUUCUGGCUCGAUCACAUACCAACAGUGACCGUCCCCGAAGUCUCAGCCUGCUGUCAACAGCCCAGCUCCUAUGUCUUCUAUGUCCUGCGUCCUGGGGCCUCCACCGAGAGCUGGAGCCAGACUGGACUGCAAAGAUCACUGCCCUGAACUUUGACAGCCAGAGGAUUUCCAAACUGAUAAAUCUAAAUAAGCUGGUCAACCUUCGCUGGGCUUCGUUUAACGAUAACAACAUUUCUAAAGUGGAAGGUCUUGACAGCUGCUUGAAGCUGGAGGAGCUUUCCCUCAACAAUAACAGCAUAAACACACUUAAUGGCCUAUCAAAAAUGCAUUGCCUAAACAAACUGAGUGUAGAUGGGAAUCAGCUGUCUAGUCUGGACGCGUCAGUUCUAGAACAACUGCCCAACUUGUCUUUUCUGUCUGUGGAGAACAACUGUAUCAGUUCCCUGCAUGGCAUCCAGAGAGUUCGCUGCCUUCUAGAGCUUUACAUCGGCAACAACCACAUUUCUACGUCACGAAACAUCUACUAUCUGAAGGGAUUGACAAACCUCAUCAUUCUGGAUCUUUAUGGGAAUGCUUUACUGGAGAAACUGGAAAACUAUCGGAUUUAUGUGGUGUUCCAUCUACCCUUCUUAAAAGCUCUAGAUGGCAUUGCAGUGGAGGUGACUGAGUGUGAAAGUGCGAAGGAUAUGUUUGGAGGAAGACUAACCCCUGACAUGGUAGCAGAGAAGCUGGGCCACUCAAACUACACAGACAUCACCUACAUCACCCUGCAGUCCUGCUCCAUUAGGAUGGUUGAUCUGUCUCCAGCUGACCUGUUCUGUAGCCUGCGCAGUGUCAACUUAGACCACAACAACCUCACCUCUUUCUCUGGCCUCAUUUACCUGCCCAACAUCAAAGCUUUGUGUCUGAACUACAACCACAUUGAGUCCAUCCUGCCCAGACUGAAAACUCAGGCUCCUCUGACAAACAGACAGAUUCUGCACAGCAAAGUUCACUCCAGUGGUUAUGGCCAACAUAGCCCAUCUAAAGGCAAAGGGGAAAUUGGGCCGACUGGCAGUCUGGAGCCACUGAUGGGCAGCCUGGAGGUGCUGCAUUUGAGUCACAAUGGCAUCUCCAAUAUGGCCAAUCUGCAGCUCAGCAGGCUCACCAAUCUUAAAGCACUCUUCCUACAAGGUAAUGAGAUCAGCCAGGUGGAAGGAUUGGAGGGGCUUCAGCAGCUCCGAGAGCUUGUGUUAGACAGGAACCGGAUUAAAGCUCUGGCCGAUAACUCUUUCGUAGCCCAGAACGUCCUGCUAGAACUGCAUCUAGCAGAGAACCGGAUCCGGGAGCUCAACCAUCUCGAUCCUUUGACUGAGCUCCGCAAGCUCUUUCUUGGCAUGAACAAACUGCAGGACAUCACAGAGCUUGAUAAACUAGAAGUUCUUCCUUCGCUGACAGAGCUCUCUGUAGUUGGCAAUCCUGUGGCCAAAAAUUCUCUCCACAGACCAGCGAUAGCACUCCGACUGUCCCAGUUGCAGGUGCUGGAUGGAGUGAUGGUCACACUGGAGGAAAGGACCAGGGCUGAACUCCUCAGUGCUGAGCCAUCACCUUGUUCCCAAUACCCUGGAGCUUCUCUUCCUACCACUGAAAUAAACCUACCUGGACUGCUUCCCCUCAUGCCUCGAAGCACCCCUCUAAGAGGAAUGACUAUAAGUGGAGGACUGCAGAACUUUAUGCACGGGCACGAUAUCCUGCCAAGUAAUGUGGACGAGUCUCAUUACACAUACAAGCACAAGAAGCACAAGCACAGUAGUGCUGUUCAUCGUGGCCAAGCUGACAUUACCUUGAGACACAUUCGAAGAACAGGAAGCAAUCUGCCAACCGCAGGUCUCCUUCAUGAUGGGAACAGAGUCAUCAUCACAUAUCCCAGCCAGGAGCAGGACAGCAGAUUUCCAAAUGGUGGCAAACCUCCACCCAUGUAGCGGCCAGAAGAGGUGGAGCAUACUAUAGUCACAGGGGAAACAAAGUUAUCCUAUCCUUGGCCCCAAACAAGAGAGAGAAAAAAACACCCACAGAUGUAAGGGCGUGUAAGGCUGGCAUGCUGCUUCCAUGGGGUCAAAUGGAUCCCCAACAAGUGGAUAAUCCAGCUUUAGCACACCUCUCUGUGGACAAUAAUCUGCAGUCACUCAGAUAAAGAUGUAAUCUUGAAUGAGGUCCAAAUGGAUUUCAGAGAUUGUCAGUUUCAUCAUGUUAGCCUCUUUUCGAAAAGCCCAUCGCUGUUUUGACUAAUAGGCAAAUCUUGUGUGUUUUAACUGGAAAUGAACCUACUCUACUUAAUAUCUGUGAUGUUAGUUCUGCUGAACAUUAUAAUCCAUCCUGUCUUCCUGUCCGUUUAGUGUAGUAGUCCUGUAGUUAACUAAAAUCACCAGUCUGAGCCUUGAAUGAGGAGGAUUCAUUCUGGCACCUCCAUGUGAAAACAUUUAGAGAGGGCAUCACAUUUUAUAUAGCAGAUAAAAAAACACCAUUCUCACUGUCACUGUACAGACUGUUGUUGCCUUUCUCAACAACUACGGUUUGGGAAAUAUAUGAUUUAAAUUGUAAACAAAAGCCAAGAGUGACCAAGAACACCCUUUCCAAAGGACAUUUUCUGUUAUACUUCGUCCACCAACCUGAACUCUGGACUUUAUGGAUCAGUGGCGUUAAUGUCUCCACUAGGUGUCCUUAGAGCUCCAUUAGCUCUCCCUGUACAACACUGCUAAUCAGUCGUCCUCAUGAAUUUACCACUUGCCCUGUAGGUAGUCAUUUCUCAGUUGAAGGCAGUUACGUGUGUAUGCUUUAGUUCUGCGUUCCCUGCCUUUGCUGAACAUUGCAGCAAAAUUGAAAAGCUCUCCCCAAACAAGCUCCUCUAAUGCAUGUACUUAACUUCACUUAAUUUGUGUUAAUUCCUAGCAUUAAGCGGGGCUAAUGACAGUGCACUGUCAUUACCUUGCUCUGCCUGACUUCAAAUGGCAGCUGAUGGACUCUAAUGCACAGAUUUGGAAGCUCAGAGAGAGCUCUCUAAUGCAUUAGGUAUUUCAAAGGAUAAUUACAUAUUUGAUAUUUGUGUACAGUAUGUGCAGUAUGGAUAUGUAAGAAAUAUAACAGUUUUUAAUGCAAUUGUCUGUGUUUAUAGUGAGCAUACCACCUCAUACAGUAUGUUUGUCUUUGCAUAUCUGUCAGUAUUUUUAAUAUUAAAAUGACAUUAGCAUAAAGGUUGUGAAUAAUUCAUCAGUCCUGAGUGAACCCAGUUGCACUGCUCUCUCUCUGUCCAUAUCUCUCUCCCUCUCUUCGCUCCUCCACAUGGUUCGUAGCUGGUUAAUGGGAUGGAAUGUGACAGGUUAUGUUUUCAUCUGCCUGAUAUGGAGCCGGGCGGGAGGGAGAGAGA